Messenger RNA from Miscanthus lutarioriparius, 1266 nucleotides. NCBI's taxonomy places the organism in Eukaryota, Viridiplantae, Streptophyta, Magnoliopsida, Poales, Poaceae. The record is from the annotation of a GenBank genome assembly.
AUGGCGAAGCCGAAGCCGAAGAGGCCCGCGCCCCCGCGGCGGGGGGCAGGCGGUCUCUGGCGACCCGUCGCGUUGGGCGGCCUGCCGCUGGCUGCCGCGGCGUACGUGGGCGUCGACUACCUGCGGCAUCUGUCCCCCGUUUGGCACGGGCGGCUGCGGCCGGCGCUCUGGGCAGCGCUGGCGCUCGCCACCGCCGCCCGCGCGCCGUUCUACCGGCGCUGGGACGCCGAGGUCCGCGCCGCCCCGCUGUUCUUCGCUGCCAUAGCGUUCAUGGUCGCGGCGCUACUUUGCGAGGCCAUCUCCGUCCGCUUCGUCAGCACCGUCCUCGGCCUCCAGUGGCACCGAUCUACUGCUCCUCUUCCUGACACUGGCCAGUGGAUACUUCUAGCAUUGAGUGGGAAACUUCCCCAAACAGUGGUUGAUCUACUGAAAGCUCGCAUCAUCACUCUUCAUCAUUACUUGAUGUUGUUUAUCAUGCUGGCGUUUUCGGCAUUGUUUGACCGCAUCAAAGGUCCUGGACUCGGGAUAGGCUCAAGGUAUAUGUUCACUAUGGCAGUUGGACAUUUGCUCCGGACCAUAACAUUUCUUGCUACGAUUCUUCCAUCUGCUCGACCUUGGUGUGCCGAAGCUCGAUAUCAAAUACCUGACCAUCCACAUCCUUGGGCACAGAAAUAUUAUGCUCCUUAUGCUUCGGAUCCAAACAUGAUCUGGAGGGUCAUGAAAGAGGAUACCCCAUACGCUACUCUUCAAGAUUACCCUGAUGAGUAUAAACCUGACUGGGGAUUGAUGAGUUUCUUAGUAGACAUUUUGAGGCCAAGCACUGGAGAGGGGCCCUCAUGGUAUCAUUUGCUGAGGAAAUCAAGUGGUAGUUGUAAUGAUCUUAUCUAUAGUGGACAUAUGUUUGUUGCUGUCCUAACUGCUAUGGCAUGGGCGGAAGCAUAUGGGGGAUGGAGCUCUGUUCUGAUAUGGUUCCUCGUCAUCCACAGCGCUCAGAGGGAGGAUGACUGGGUCCCUCUGGUCUGCAAUGGAAACCAAUCGAUCCAAUCCAGAAGGCUUUCCAAGCUUGAUGAGGUGCAGAAGAGACUAUUCCGCGCUGCAAAGGAUUCUGACGUCUUUGAAAUAAGGAACCUGCUAAAUGAAGUUGAGCUGGCUGGUCAAGAAAAGAAGGGCUUUUCACAGCGCGUUCUCUUCUCCUUUGCUGCAGCUCUAAUUGUUUUGACCGUCUUGUUUGUUCUCCUGGCAUUCACGCUAACCAAUGACGGAUGA